Molecule: messenger RNA, 2997 nt
Organism: Orcinus orca (killer whale)
Lineage: Eukaryota; Metazoa; Chordata; Mammalia; Artiodactyla; Delphinidae
Gene: PAFAH1B2
Product: platelet activating factor acetylhydrolase 1b catalytic subunit 2
Exons: 6
Coding region: 165-854 (229 amino acids)
Source: RefSeq, a predicted model, not a curated record
CCUGAGUGGCAGGGGAACCGGAAGUGGGGGAGCUGCAGCGGGUGCUGAGGCCGGAGGAGGGACGCGCCGGAGCGGGGCUGCCGGGACUGAGCGAGCGACAGACGCGCCACCCGCCGACGCCGCAGCCGCUUGGGGCCCGCACGGACCCUGUGCCUGAGUGUAGAAUGAGCCAAGGAGACUCAAACCCAGCAGCCAUUCCACAUGCAGCGGAAGAUAUUCAAGGAGAUGACAGAUGGAUGUCUCAGCACAACAGAUUUGUCCUGGACUGCAAAGACAAAGAGCCGGAUGUCCUGUUUGUGGGGGACUCCAUGGUGCAGUUGAUGCAGCAGUAUGAGAUAUGGCGAGAGCUUUUUUCCCCACUUCAUGCACUGAAUUUUGGAAUUGGGGGAGAUACAACAAGACAUGUUUUAUGGAGACUAAAGAAUGGAGAACUGGAGAAUAUUAAACCUAAGGUCAUUGUUGUCUGGGUAGGAACAAACAACCAUGAAAAUACAGCAGAAGAAGUAGCAGGUGGAAUCGAGGCCAUCGUACAACUUAUCAACACAAGGCAGCCACAGGCCAAAAUCAUUGUAUUGGGUUUGUUACCUCGAGGUGAGAAGCCCAACCCUUUGAGGCAAAAGAAUGCCAAGGUGAACCAGCUCCUCAAGGUUUCCCUGCCGAAGCUUGCCAAUGUUCAGCUCCUGGAUACAGAUGGGGGCUUCGUGCACUCGGACGGUGCCAUCUCCUGCCACGACAUGUUUGAUUUUCUGCAUCUCACAGGAGGGGGCUACGCAAAGAUCUGCAAACCCCUCCAUGAACUGAUCAUGCAAUUGUUGGAGGAAACACCUGAGGAAAAACAAACCACCAUUGCCUGACUGGCUCCCAUCAGUGUUAAUAGCGUCCCAGCUUCCUCAGAUCAGUUAUAUCACUGGCACUACAGAAUCCUUCUCUUUCUUAAGGCACUUUGCAUUGUAGAAUGUUCCUGGAUGUUCAUAUCUAGUGUUUGAAGGGGAGGAGGGAUUUAAACUGGUCCUGUACAUAGAAGGUUUGUUUGACACAGGAGAAAAAUUAGCCAAGGAAGAUGGUUGUUUAAAUUCAUUGGAAACCAGAAGGGGACUUUUUAGUUAUAUGUGUGACACAUUCAUUGACUUAUCACUGUUUUUCCUAGGACAACAUCAAGCCUAAGUACUGAACAAAAUGAAGAUUCUUUCCUUGGCCUUUCUUUCUAUGGAUUAUGUCAUAUAUAAUAAUAAUUAGAAUAACACCUUCUUGGCUUUAAAACAGAUGUUUUUCCAGUUUUUAAAGUUCCUAAUUUAGCCUUUUGUUUUUUAUUUUGCUUUACUCAUACGUAUUCUCAAUGUUAUAGCAACAUAUAACAUCAGAUUGAACGUGCUUGUCAUUCAAGUAUGGGAGAUGCUAUGGUUACAGGUGAAUUUAUUCCACUCUGUUAACCUUUCCCAUGCUUAGCAGUGAAAAAUAGGUUUUGCCCCAUUUGGGGGACUCAAUGGAGGGUAUUAUUUUUAUGCUGCUGAAUAUCACGUCUGUAAUAGACCCAUGCAUGCAGCCUUUCCUCUAUUCCCCCCUCAUCCCCUCUUUUUUUUGGUGGGAGGGGUCCUUGUUAACAUUACAAGCUUUUAACACGUUUUUGACCUAGGAGCUCUGUUGCUGGAAGUAUAAAUCCCCAGCCAGUUACUCUCAUGAUGAUAUUACUGAUGUGUAAUUCAUUCUUGUGUGGUGGUCUGUGCUAUAGAGUCUGUGUAGUGCUAUCCAUAUUCAGAGUUCUGGUUUGUUUUGUUUUGUUUUUCCCUUAGAACCUGUUACAGUUUUCCUUCUUUUGGGGGGAAAAAAACCCCAGAACUCUGUUUCCCACUCCAUAAGCCCUGACUUUAUUUCAAGUUUUGUAGUAUUUUAAGGUGUAUAUUUUAUUUUAUUUUUAUUGGCUUAGUUUUUAAAUUAUUAUUAGUCCAGAAAAAUUUGGCCUCUUCUCAUGGGGAAAUGGUGAAACUGCUCUUCCGAAUAGAUAUUCUGCUUGAUCCCACUGUUUUAGUAAAAAAAGAACUAGUAAAAAAGAACUUCGUUUAACCUUCAGGAUUUCUCAAUACACCUUCAUCUGAGAAUUUCUUUCAAGAGAGCUCUUUAUAAUCUUAAUGGUUUGUUGAGCUACAAGAACUGCCAUUUAAAAAAUAAUAGGACAAAAAAUAAUAGGACAACAGGUGGUUUAUUGUUUAAUAUGCCUAUGGAAUAUGUACAAACUGGAUUUACAAACAAAUACUUUAAACUGGACCAGGUGGAUAUUGAAGUAACCCAUCAAAAUGUGCUCUGCAAUGAUUCUGCUUAACGUUCAAGUUCAGUAACUAAGGCAUAUGUUUCUUACUCUGCUUGCAAGGCACAUGGCAUUGCUUUUGUGUGUUGGAGGGGGAUUUGUGGUUUGUGCUAAGAGCCGCUUCUGACUGAAAGGGAUAGAACUUGGGUGAUUUUUUUUUUUUUUUCCUCCUCGAGGCUUUUUCUGGGAAUUUUGUUUUUUGGUUUUUUUGUCUUUAAAAAAAACAAAAACUUUCCUGAAUGUAUCAUGUCUUCAUUAACAACUGAAAAUAUAUGUGGUGUUUACUAAACUUGUUUACUAUAUUAAAUUUUCCUUUUUAUUUUUAGUAGCCCAGGUUCUUGAGUUUUUCAAGACAGAUUUUUUUUUUCUUAGCUGAGGUAUAGUUCUAGGGAGGAGAUUUAAUUAAGCCACAAUUUUGUGUGUGAAAAGACAGUUUCCUAUCCGGGUCUUUUCUGUUGUCAGAGCGAAGGAGUAUGGUCCAAACAAACCCCAUUAGGUUACUCCUGCAGCAUGUGCUUUUAGCUUCUCUCUUGACUAAGGAUCAAAUAUCCCUUUGUGAAUUGGCCUUCAGCUCCUUUGCUUCUGUGUAUAAACCUUGGAUGUUAACUACAUUUUAUAUUUACCAGAGCUAUUUGAGCAAUAGUAUUUGAACCACUAGCCUUUUAAAUAAAAGUCUGCCCCAUUGCUAAUGUGCA